Orussus abietinus is the source of this 917-nucleotide messenger RNA. RefSeq names its product NADH-ubiquinone oxidoreductase chain 5-like. Gene Ontology annotation, molecular function: NADH dehydrogenase (ubiquinone) activity. Gene Ontology annotation, biological process: electron transport coupled proton transport; ATP synthesis coupled electron transport. The record is from RefSeq and is a predicted model, not a curated record. Lineage: Eukaryota; Metazoa; Arthropoda; Insecta; Hymenoptera; Orussidae.
GAAUUUAUUUAUUAAUUCGUUAUAAUUUAAUUUAUAUAAGAGAUUUUAGGAGUUUAUAUCUUUAUAUAUGUAUGUUAACUAUAAUAUUUGCAAGAUUAUUUUGUAAUUAUGAAUAUGAUUUAAAAAGGAUUAUUGCUUUAUCAACUUUAAGACAAUUAGGAUUAAUAAUAAGAUUUUUAUUUAUUGGAAAUAGAGUUCUUACUUUUUUUCAUUUAGUUAUACAUGCUAUAUUUAAAGCUUUAUUAUUUAUGUGUGCUGGUUAUAUUAUUCAUAAAUUAAAAUAUCAAGAUAUUCGAAUAAUGGGAUGUCUUGGAAGGAUUUCUCCAUAUGUAAUGAGAUGUUAUAUAAUUUCUAAUUUUUCUUUAUGUGGAUUAACUUUUUUGUCAGGAUUUUUUUCUAAGGAUAUAAUUUUACAGUAUUUAUUAAUGGAAAAUUUGAAUAUAACUGUUAUUUUGAUUUUUUUUAUUUCAAGAGGUUUAACUGUGUCUUAUACAAUACGAAUAUUAUAUUAUUGUGUAAAUGAUGAAACUAAGAGAGAUUUAUUACCUUUAUCAAAGGAUACAUUAGGAUUAAUGUCUUAUUCAAUAUUAAUAUUAACUUUGUGUAGAGUUAUAAUGGGUAAAUAUUAUUAUAUAAUAAUAAUAUUUGGGGUAUAUAUUUAUAUUAGAUCUAUGAUAAUAAUUAUUAUUUAUCCUAUAAUGUUUAUUGGUGGUUUAAUGGGUUAUUAUGUAUUUAAUUAUAAUUUUUCUUAUUUUGGGGUAAUAUAUUAUUUUUCUAGUUAUUUGGGUUCUAUAUCUUAUAUGUUAAAUAUAGCUAUUUUUUUCAAUAAAAUUAUUUAUUAUUUGGGGGGAUUAAUAAGACUUAAGAUGGAUAAAGGUUAUAUAGAAAUAUAUGGUUCAAAUGUUAAUAUUAAAUAA